Messenger RNA from Grammomys surdaster, 2182 nucleotides. It is a transcript of the gene Purg, whose product is annotated as purine rich element binding protein G. Gene Ontology annotation, cellular component: nucleus. The record is from RefSeq and is a predicted model, not a curated record. The transcript has 2 exons. Gene Ontology annotation, biological process: regulation of transcription by RNA polymerase II. NCBI's taxonomy places the organism in Eukaryota, Metazoa, Chordata, Mammalia, Rodentia, Muridae. Gene Ontology annotation, molecular function: purine-rich negative regulatory element binding; DNA-binding transcription factor activity, RNA polymerase II-specific; RNA polymerase II transcription regulatory region sequence-specific DNA binding. Bases 79 to 1134 code for a protein of 351 amino acids.
CGGCUGCAGCGGAGGGGCCGAGAGCUGGCGGCGGCGGCGGUGGUCGUGAAGGGCAUCGGUGACGGAGAUGAUCUGAAGAUGGAAAGAGCCAGGCGAAGGGGAGGCGGCGGCGGCGGCGGUGGCGGCCGUGGCCGCGGAGGCAAGAAUGUAGGGGGCUCUGGCCUAAGCAAGACUAGACUCUAUCCCCAGGCCCAGCAUUCUCACUACCCCCACUACUCCGCGUCAGCCACCCCUAAUCAGUCUGGGGGAGCAUCCGAAAUCCAGGAGCUGGCCUCCAAACGAGUGGACAUCCAGAAAAAGAGGUUUUACCUAGACGUGAAGCAAAGCUCCCGGGGCCGCUUCCUAAAGAUAGCCGAAGUCUGGAUAGGGAGAGGCCGGCAGGACAAUAUCAGAAAGAGUAAACUGACCCUCUCCCUGUCAGUAGCAGCAGAGCUGAAGGACUGUCUAGGCGACUUCAUAGAGCACUAUGCCCACCUGGGCCUGAAAGGCCACAGGCAAGAGCAUGGGCAGAGCAAAGAGCAAGUCUCCAGGAGGCGGCAGAAGCACUCCGCACCCUCCCCACCGGUGUCAGUGGGGUCAGAAGAGCAUCCUCACAGUGUCCUCAAAACGGACUAUAUAGAGAGGGACAAUAGGAAAUACUACCUGGACCUAAAGGAGAACCAACGAGGUCGCUUCCUAAGGAUUAGACAAACCAUGAUGAGGGGCACUGGCAUGAUAGGUUAUUUUGGCCACAGUUUGGGCCAGGAACAGACUAUUGUCCUCCCGGCGCAAGGUAUGAUUGAAUUUCGUGAUGCCUUGGUCCAGCUGAUUGAAGACUACGGCGAAGGAGACAUAGAAGAACGAAGGUGUGGAGACAACGACCCACUUGAACUCCCAGAGGGGACCUCUUUCAGAGUGGACAAUAAAAGGUUCUACUUUGAUGUGGGCUCUAAUAAAUAUGGAAUUUUCCUGAAGGUAAGUGAGGUGAGGCCACCUUACCGUAAUACUAUUACUGUUCCAUUCAAAGCUUGGACAAGGUUUGGGGAGAAUUUUAUCAAGUAUGAAGAAGAGAUGAGGAAAAUUUGCAACAGCCAUAAAGAAAAGAGAAUGGAUGGGCGCCGGGCCAGUGGUGAAGAACGAGAAUGCCUGGACUAGCGUGAAAUUGAACUCCAGCAGGCAAAGUUUAGAAAUCAGUAAUUGGCUAAACGUACUGAUCCAUAAUCAUGAUCAUUUGAAGAAGUUUCUCCUCUUUUGGGCCCUUUGUUAUUAGUAAUACCUCUAAUAGUUUAUACUUAAAGGAGUCUGAUUCUCAUGUUAUGUUAUGCAUAGAUCACUAGAAUUCUCAUGGGAAUUCCAACCUCCCCAGAGCCAAAUAGUUUAGCUGCUUCAACUGCUCCAGACCUAUUGAAGUAUGCAGAUCGGCACAAAGUGUGACAUUCUGACCUUUAAUCACGAUAACUAAGAUUUACAUUGCACUAUAUGACAGAAUCUUGAAAAUGAUGCAUAGACUAAAGACGAAAGUGUGAAUUCCUAUUUAUCAAAUCCCGCCCCCCAAAGAAAGUCCCAUCCUUUGUUAAAAGUUCAUACUUUGUUAAAAAGUUGCUAAGUUUACCUGUAGGACAGUUACCACAGAAACAGAAAUUGACCUGGAGUAUAGUAGAUUUCUUGAUGAAAGUACUAGUAGGAAUAUAUUGCUCAUUGGGUAACUGAAUAUUAACUAGUACCACUAAAAUACAAAUCUUAUUACAUAAUUAGACCUUUAAAAUACAAUGUCAUAUUUCUUAACAGUUACUAUAUACAGUGUUCCAUAAUUUCAAGUUUUGUGGUAACCCUACAGUUUCAGUUGCCAUAUCAAAGCCAUGGAAGUGUUUUAAUUCAUUAUUCUUAGCUAACUGCAAUCUAAUCUUCUGUUUCCUAUUCUAUAUAUUUUAUUGACUUUCUAAAGGUAUGGACAUGAUGCUUAUGUCACUCUUGAGAGGGAGGCUUCACCCAGUGGCUUUGUUAUGGAAAUUUUGAUGUUUUAGCCAUUCUUGAUAGUUUGGAAUCGGUUUGGUUUUUUUUCCUUAUAAGCUGUCAUAAACUUUCAAAGUGUAUUUUAUGCUUUCCCAUCCAUGCAUAGUUGCUGCACCCGUUGACUGGUGUAAAAUACGUUUACUGACGUAUUUUAGUAGGGCUCCUACAUUGACUGCCCUUAAAACCAUCU